GCAGGGAUCAUGAGGGGGCAGAAACUGAGCCGCCUGCGCAUGUACGCGGGAUCCCAUCGUCAUCAGUCGCACUAGUCAAACAAACUCAACUUCAACGAUACCCCACGGUGAGAGCUUUAGAAGCGAGUUCCCACUGCACACCCUUACUCACCUCCACCAUGUCCCUCCCCGCCGUGAAAGCCAUCCUCAUCGACAUCGAGGGCACCGUGUGCUCCAUCAGCUUCGUCAAGGACAUUCUCUUCCCGUACGCGCUCGACGCCACGCGCUCAUUCCUCGUCCAGAACUGGUCCGAGCCCUGGUUCCAGCCCUACCUCCUCGCCUUCCCCGAGCCCUCGCGCGACACCCCCGAAAACCUCGAGGAAUUCAUCCGCUAUGCCACUUCUGCGGACCUCAAAAUCCCCUCGCUCAAGGGCUUCCAAGGACUCCUGUGGAAGGACGGCUACACGAGCGGCGCGAUCAAGGCUCCCAUCUACGACGAUGUACUCCCGGCGCUCCGCCGCUGGAGGGACGAGGGGAAGAAGGUGCUUGUCUACUCCUCGGGCUCGGUGCCCGCGCAGAAGCUGCUGUUUCAGCAUACCGAUACGGAGAUGGCGGAUAUGACGCCGCUGUUCGAUGGUUACUACGAUACUGUCAAUGCUGGGUUGAAGCAGAAGGCGACCAGCUACAGGAAGAUCAUCGAGCAGGAGGGGAUCGACGCCGACGGCUGGUUGUUCUUGAGCGAUAAUGUUGGCGAGGUGGAGGCGGCAAAGGAGGCGGGGAUGGAUGCGAUUGUGCUCGUGAGGCCGGGGAAUAGCCCACUGGAUCAGGAUGUCGGGAAGAAGCACACUGUUGUGGAGACCUUCUCGGCGAUCUCGGUUUAGAGAUUGAUCUUUGAGAUGAUUGGGAAGUGUAUUGAGCGGGAGAUGUGAUGUGGCUAAAAUACGAUGGUGAUUUGGACGAGGAGUGAGGAGAAGGGGAGGAGAGGGACUAUGACAGAGAGCAGGCAAGUGCAGAAUUUGUGUCCUCGUGAAUUCAAAGGACUCAACAACUUCCUCUGCAUAAUGUAAAGACGAAUGCCUACAUGAACACUUGAGAUACC
Messenger RNA from Tricharina praecox, 1078 nucleotides. RefSeq names its product acireductone synthase-like protein. Gene Ontology annotation, molecular function: magnesium ion binding; acireductone synthase activity. The record is from RefSeq and is a predicted model, not a curated record. The transcript is spliced from 2 exons. Bases 159 to 860 code for a protein of 233 amino acids. Lineage: Eukaryota; Fungi; Ascomycota; Pezizomycetes; Pezizales; Pyronemataceae.